AUGUCUGUCCCCGCACCUCAAGGUUUCGAGAAUCCCGACGGGGUGUACACCACCUUUGACGCCCAAAGGUCGCAACCUCAACCACAACAACGUCCCGCCCCGCAGCCUCAGCCUCAGCCCUCGUCGCAGCCUGUGGCUGGACCGAGCAACUACAAUGGGCAAUUUGCCAUCCCCUCGUACAACCACAAUCCGCCACAACCCCAGCAUCCGGUUCCAUUGCAUCUCCAGCCGUCGCCGUAUGCGUUGUCGUCAGGGAACAUGGUACCAAGCUAUCACCAGGGCGUGAACGUGGCUUAUCAGGGAGGAGGCGGGGGUUACGGGGGGUCGAAUUAUCAUUUCGGGGGAAUGUCGGGGGUACCGCCGCCUAUGCCUGCUGUACCGGGCGAAGACAAGUCGGGGGAUGGUGAAUCAGAUGCCGCGACGGUAAAACAUCGACGACGAACGACGCCGGAUCAACUCAAGGUGUUGGAGUUUUGGUUCGAGAUCAAUCCGAAGCCGGAUAACCAGUUGAGAGAGCAGUUGGCGGCGCAGUUGGGCAUGACAAAGAGGAAUGUCCAGGUUUGGUUCCAGAAUCGGCGAGCAAAGGUGAAGGGUAUCGCUAAGAAAGAGGCUGAAGGCAACAAGAAUGGCUCUUCCGGCGACCUCUCCUCCAGCCAUACCCCUCAAGACCACUCUUACGUCGACCCCCACUACCCCUCAUUCCUCCAACCCAACCCGUCUCACUCUUUACCCAUGGGUCGUCGAGCCUCGCUCGCCAACGGCGAAGCAGCCAAGAUCGAGAUGUUUGUCGCCAAGCGAGCUGCGGCACAGAAGCAAGAGGAGGUGCUGAGUCAUGUCAAGUCGAAUUCGGGAUCGGGCCACGGGCUGGGAGCUUCGACGGGGACGACGGGGUCGGGGACGGAUAUGGGCCAGGCGAAUGCGGCGCGGAGGGGUAGUAUCCCUUAUCCUUCGCCGGUGACGUCGUUCCCCCCACCGCCUCCACCUCAACAACUCCCAACGCCGAUGAGCCCCAAGUUUUCCCCCGCCACAAGGGCAGGGCCAUCAGCGCUCCAUAUCGCUGCCAUCCGCAACAACACCCGUCGAGCGAGUAUGCCUGGUGCGCCGCAGCUUAUCUCGAGUGGGCCGUUCACGCCGCCGAGGGUGGUGGGUGCGCAGGUGCCCGGGGCGGUGGUGGGAGGGAGGGCGAGAGAGUUGAGCCCGAUUAGGGAUCAUGAGGUUUAUGGCGAGUCGGAGAGCUGGGGGUUCUUGCCGCCUCCUGCCGAGUAUGACGCCCCGACUUUCUUGGAUGAUUCGCCCCUUCCCAAUCCGACAUUCUCCUUUGGCUCUGCGCCGAGUAACCCGCCCCCGCUGCCCCCGCUCCAACACCAUUCCUCUUCGCAAUCUCAUGAAGAGGCGCAGAGGCAGCAGCAGAUGUUUAUGAUGAUGCAGCAGCGGGGCAGGUUGGGGAGUAUGGCGUCGAUAGGGACGAUGGGGACGGAGAAUGGGACGACGGAUGGGGAGGACUCGAGUGGGGAGUGGUUGGUGGAUGCGUUGCCGGAAGGGUUUGAGCCGGAUGCGAGGAGAGCUUCUGCUCCGGCGGAUCUGCUACAUCAGAUUGGGAUUAUGGGUCUGACGCCGAAUGUUGCCGGUUUGAACGGCAUGAGCGGUCCCGUUCGCCCUUCGCCUCUCAACACACAUUUCACCCCCGACUCUUACCACCCCUACACCCCCCACUCUGCCUCCUCCACAUCCACCUACCCCAUGUCGCAUCCCGGCUCCGACUCGAUGUCGAACGAAAGUCCCACCCUUGCGCACUUUGGCAAGGAUGUGCACUCGCAGGGCCAUCUUUUCCGGCAUGCGCAGCCGCAUGGGCAUCAUCAGUAUGGGCAACAGCAUUCGUUUGAUGGGUUUGAGCAGUGGGAUGCGUCGGGUGGGGCUUUGGGUCAGCGAGCGGGGACGUUGGGCGGCGGCGGCGGAGCGAGACAAGGGCAGAUGCCGCCUCUUCCUGCUGCCGACUAUCAUGUCAACCUGCUGCCGCAUGGGCAAGAGAGCCAUCUUGGGAGUGGGAGUGGGGAGAGCGAGGAGGGAAAGGAUGAUCUCCUCUAUCUGACGGACUUUGGAGGAGGGUCGCAUGAUGCUGUGAAUGUGCUGGUAUAG
Messenger RNA from Cryptococcus wingfieldii CBS 7118, 2136 nucleotides. RefSeq lists its product as hypothetical. Bases 1 to 2136 code for a protein of 711 amino acids. Gene Ontology annotation, biological process: regulation of transcription by RNA polymerase II; cell differentiation. Lineage: Eukaryota; Fungi; Basidiomycota; Tremellomycetes; Tremellales; Cryptococcaceae. The record is from RefSeq and is a predicted model, not a curated record. Gene Ontology annotation, molecular function: DNA-binding transcription factor activity, RNA polymerase II-specific; RNA polymerase II cis-regulatory region sequence-specific DNA binding. The transcript has 5 exons.